GAAAAUGUCUCCAGCCCAGGAGAAAGUUCCUGUCCUGAGACCUUUAGUUAGACUUCCAGGACAGCGCCUGAGGUGAAGGGGCAGCUCCAGGAACUGCUUGUUGGUGGUAAAACAACUGGUGGUCAUCCUGGCUGGCCAGAGAGGACUGGACAGGUGACCACAUGGCCUUGGACUCAAUGCUUAGGGAGAGAGCUCAAAGCCGUGAUCUUCACCAAGACUGCAGCAUGGAGGAUGAGGAGGGAGUGCCUUUUGGGUUCCUCACAGCCAGGUUUCAGGAAUCGGUGAUGUUCAAGGACGUGGCUGUGGACUUCACCCGGGAGGAGUGGAGACACCUGGAUCCUGCCCAGAGGGCCCUGUACAGGGACGUGAUGUUGGAGAACUAUGAGAACCUGGUCUUCUUGGGGCUUCCUGUUUCCAAACUGGAUGUGAUUUCCCUGUUGGAGAGAGGCGAAGCCCCAUGGAGGCCUGAGGGAGGAGGCCCAAGAUGCUCCUGCCCAGAUUCUUUUAUUGAGAGCAGGGUUACAAACAAAGACUCCCUUCUGAUACAGGCUACUUGCAAGGAAGAAUCAUCCAAGAAAAUAAUGCCAAAGGAUCCUGUCCAAUGUUCAAAGAUUCUGGAAGCUAGAGAAGAUGAUAUUAAUUUAGAGAAACCAAAGGGUAGCCAGGAGAGACAGUCCAGACAAGUAGCAAUCACUUCUAGAGCAUCUUUUAAUGAAGGGAUUGUACUUCAGGGUAAUAUACUGGGGAGAAGUUUUAGUCCAGGAUCAGUCCUGGCUGCAUUGUGGAAAGUAGGUGUGGAGAAACGUUUCCACAAAUAUAAGACACCUGGAAAGAGCUUCAGGGAUUUUUCAGACCUGAAUGUGUGUAAUAGACCCUCCUUAGAGAAAAACUUGGGUAAGUGUAGCUUGUGCAGAAAGCCUUUCAGUUACCGCUCAGACAUAAUUAAAUUUCAUAGAAUUCAUACUAGAGAAAGGCUACACGAACAUAAUGAAUGUGGAAAAGCCAUUGGCAGAAGACAAAAUAUCACUGGACAUCAGAGAAUUGAUACUGGAGAAAAACAUUACAAAUGUAAUCAAUAUGGGAAAGGCUUUAGUCACAAGGAAAUCUUGACUAAACAUAAGACAUUUCUUACUGGAAUGAAACCCUUUGAAUGUAAUGAAUGUGGAAAGUCCUUCAGGGAAAGUAAAGUACUCAAAAGCCAUCAGAGAAUUCAUACUGGAGAGAAACCUUUUGAGUGUCAUGAGUGUGGGAAAGGCUUCAGCCAAAGGGCCAACCUUGUUAGGCAUCAGAGAACUCAUACUGGAGUGAAACCCUUUGAAUGUAAUGAAUGUGGGAAAGCCUUUAGCCAGAGGGGACAGCUCAUUUAUCAUCAGAGAAUUCAUACUGGAGAAAAACCCUUUGAGUGCAGUGAGUGUGGGAAAUGCUUCAGCCGGAGGGCAAUCCUUAUUACCCAUCAGAGAACUCAUACUGGAGAGAAACCCUUUGCAUGUAAUGAAUGUGGGAAAGCCUUCAGUGAAAGUAAAGUACUCAAAAGCCAUCAGAGAAUUCAUACUGGAGAAAAACCCUUUGAAUGUAGUGAGUGUAGAAAAGCCUUCAGCCAGAGGGGCCUGCUUAUUUAUCACCAGAGAAUCCAUACUGGAGUGAAACCCUUUGAAUGUAAUGAAUGUGGAAAGGCCUUCAUUGAGAAUCAAGUAUUGAAAAGCCAUCAGAGGAUCCAUACUGGAGAGAAACCUUUUGAAUGCAAUGAAUGUGGUAAAGGCUUCAGCCAGAGAGGCCAUCUUAUUAGACAUCAGAGAACUCAUACUGGAGUGAAACCCUUUGAAUGUAAUGAAUGCCAGAAAGCUUUCAGUCAGAGAGGAAACCUCAUUUAUCAUCAGAGAAUUCAUACUGGAGAGAAGCCUUUUGAAUGUAGUGAAUGUGGGAAGGGCUUUAGACAGAGGGCAGUCCUUAUCACCCAUCAGAGAACUCACACAGGAGUGAAACCCUUUGAAUGUAAUGAAUGUGGGAAAGGCUUCAGCCAGAGAGGACACCUCAUUAGGCAUCAGAGAACGCAUACUGGAGUGAAACCCUUUAAAUGUCAUGAAUGUGGGAAAGGCUUUAGCCAGAGUGGACACCUUAUUAAACAUCAGAAAACCCAUACUGGAUCAAAACAUUUUGAAUGUAAUAAAUUCCUUCCUCAAGAAUAGGCUAUCCCAAAAUAGCUGUCCAUCGAUUGGAGAUUGGCUAAAUAUAUUGUGUUAUAUAGAUAAUGAAAUAGUGCUGUGCUAUAAGAAAUGGUAAAGAAGUCAAAGAAACAUAAGAUGACAUGAACUGAUGCAGGGUGAAGUAAGGAGAACCAGAAAUACAGUUUAUACAAUGAAUACAGUAUAAACAGAACAAAAAAAAUUAAAUGCAGUGUAAUUUUAAUGACCCAGUUUGACCCCAGGGAAUGGGAAAUCCUUUUUUUUUUUUUUUUUUUUUGCUGAGAUGGGAAGACUAGGGAUAGAUAACCUUGCCUUUACCGUCAGACUUGCCGGAUUGUGUUGGUUGGUUUUGCUAAACUACUUCCUCCCUUCCCACCUUCAUUCUUUGUUACAAGAAGGUCAUAUGAAAACAUAUCAAAAUUUUUAAAAUUAUUUUAAAAGAACAUGUCAUGCUAGAGUGAGCCCAUUUCCUUUAUUGAUUGAUGGGGUUGCUAAACUAGUCUCUAUCUUGUUUACGUGUUGUUUCACCCCAUUAGAUGGUAAGCUCCUUGAGGGCGGGGACUGUUCAUUUUUUGUUUCUUUUUAACUUUUUUUGUAUUCCCAGCGCUUAGCGUAGUGCCUGGCGUAUAGUGGGCACUGCAGAAAUGCAUCUUGAUUGACUGACUGAGUUUAAGGGAAUGUUGUAGGUAUAGUUUAACCUAGAAUGAAGGUAGUUAAUAAAGUCUUUUUGUGGAAAAAAAUACAACAACGUAGACUGGAUAGUUGUAAAAUUAAAUGUCUCCAGAACUGAUUGAAUCAUCAACUCCAAAGAGUCCUCAUUAGUGAUCCGGCGUCAGAUUGAAAACCCUGCAAGGGAGGGCUCCAGGCUCCCAAGCUGCUUGAAUAUUUUUGUCAGUGACUUCUGUGAAGACACAGGUGCCACACUUGCCAACUCUUCCGCUCCCUGCUGUGUAUUUAAAAAUAUAUAUACGGGGCAUCCAUAAAGUCCAUGUAUAAUUUAAAAUGGUUGUAACUUUGUAACUAUAUGUAAUAGAAUCUGCAAGAAGCAAAAGAAAGAAGAAACACUUAAUUUUGUAUUGUUCUUGUUAAUUUUCAACACGUUCGCCAUCAUUACUAUACAAAGGGUAAUACGAUUCUGUAGCUCAUGGAAAAUGUUUUCAAGCUGAUUUUCAGUAAUGCCAGCAAUCCUAGCUUGCAAGUCUUCUUAGAUCGAGGUUUGGUUGAAUAAACAUUAGUUUUCACAUGUCCCCGUAAAAAGAAAUCCAACGGAGUCAAAUCUGGCGAACAUGGAGGCCAAGAAAAUGGUAGACUUUGGAGAGCGGUGGUAGAUUUUAGUUCAGCCAACCAAAGAACACAGUGUACUUUCUCUUCUAGUGAAGCCAUGGGUCAACAGUAAUCCUGAAAAUAAGUAAUUUUUAAGUUGAAUUUCUAAAAAUAAAAUAAACAUAAAAUUUCUAAAGACAUAAAUGAACUAGAUGCAUCAAGCUUCCUAAUCCUUGUUACAGAUUCUAUCACAUUUAGUUACAAAGUUACAACUAUUUUAAAUUGCGCACAGACUUUAUGGACACCCUGUAUAUUUUGUUGAUGGCCUUUUUUUCUUCAGCCGCACUGUCGCUAAUCUUCCUCCGCUCGUCUCCUAAAUCUCUUCCCUCACCUUGCUGAAGCCCCACCCCACCCAAGCCUUCCAUUUUAACAUAUAUACAUAGUGGAGCUUAACAGUUUAGCACUUUGGUCAUGUCUGAAAAUAGACAUUUCAGUCUGCAUCUCUACUCAAGAUGUGGAAGACAAAGUUCAUCCUCCAUCUUUGGCAGUCAUUUAUUGCAUGGAAGAAGGUACAGAAAGGGACACGGUCAGAUAAGACAGUUUUGGGACUAUUACAUUGUUUGUUGUGUAAUUAAAAACAAUCUGUACAUAACCAAAAUCCACAGUUAUUUGCAUUGUUUUUCAAGGGUUUUGUUUAUGGAAAAUAGCCUGUAUGAAGCUUGUAUUAAUUAGCCAGGCCCUGGGCUCUGUAUGAGGAGGCUGGAUUGUAAAAGCCUUCACGCUCAAGGUCUAUGAUGUUAGAAACUAUAGUCCUCUGUUUAUUUUUGUCACGUUCAUAAUAAUAAAUGAUUUGUUUUUAAAAACU
Molecule: messenger RNA, 4311 nt
Organism: Trichosurus vulpecula (common brushtail)
Lineage: Eukaryota; Metazoa; Chordata; Mammalia; Diprotodontia; Phalangeridae
Product: zinc finger protein 260-like
Exons: 5
Coding region: 162-2186 (674 amino acids)
Biological process (GO): negative regulation of transcription by RNA polymerase II
Molecular function (GO): DNA-binding transcription repressor activity, RNA polymerase II-specific
Source: RefSeq, a predicted model, not a curated record